Messenger RNA from Penicillium egyptiacum, 1890 nucleotides. NCBI's taxonomy places the organism in Eukaryota, Fungi, Ascomycota, Eurotiomycetes, Eurotiales, Aspergillaceae. The record is from the annotation of a GenBank genome assembly.
AUGCCUAGUUUUCGACUAGACUACAAAACUCGCUCUAAGCCAAGUGCUGGCUACACCUUUCUUGCCCAUAUGUUGGAACCACAUGAAAUGGAUACACUGUCAAUGUCAUCAAACAGAGACAGUGAAUCCCAAGCCGCUCCUCGACCAACCAAAGACAUGGUAUUUAAGCAAGAGACAAAGCUUUCACGUGCCAAGAAGACAUUCGAAAAUUGCGACUGGGAAGGUUCCUGGAUCUGGGAAAUCGGGUGUGCCAUUCUCAGUGUCGUCUACCUUGCCCUCUUAAUAGGCUUUCUGGGAUACGUGGAUGGGAAAGCCUAUCUCAGCUGGCAAUAUUCUAUAUCUCCUAAUGCAGUCAUCUCUGUCAUUGCGACUUUCGCGAAGGCAGCGAUGCUUGUUUUAGUUUCGGUCUGUCUCAGCCAGUUGAAGUGGAAACAGGGCCUCGAUCGAACUCCAACGCCGCUCUAUCAUUUCCAUCUUCUUGAUGAAGCCAGCCGUGGUCCUUGGGGGUCCCUAAAGAUAUUUUGGCACUUGAGGUCAUUUCUGGCAUGGGCUGGAGCUGGACUGAUGGUCCUCGCUGUUGCGAUUGAUCCUUUUACACAGCAGAUCUUAGCAUUUCCAUCACGACAAGUACGAGUACUAAAUGAGACUGCAUAUGUCUUUAAAGCGCAGGAGUUCCAUACCAAAUGGGAACGGAGCACAUUUCAAAUGGAUCAUACUAUGCAGAUUGCCAUGUUCAAUGGAUUGACACAAACAAACGCUCCUCUCGCAGCAAAUUGUCCUUCGGAAUCCUGUGAUUAUCCCGACUUUACCACGCUUGGGAUUUGCACGUCUUGUGAAAAUGUUACAGAAACAGCUACACAAGACUGCCGACCCAUUCCAAGUCCAUAUUAUGGAUGGAACUUCACCCAGAAAUGGUCGAAUUGGCAUGAAAUCCUCUCCAGCCCGACAACCCCUGCCCUCCGUAAAAUGGCUGCAUCAAUCCCUAUUGACUGCCAUUACUCAACGCCGAAUGGAUUUUCAUUUACUCCAAAAACUUAUUCGCCCUCCACUUCCAAUGACACUAUUGAAAUAUAUCGUGAUAGCUUUAUAGCUACCAGUCCGAACACACAUAAUCUUUCGGACAUUGCCUACAUCUCCAUGACAAAGUACAGUCCUGAGCCUAUUACGUACACUACUGAGAACACGAGUGUGAGCGAGCAAAGGCCUGAGAUGAUACAAUGCUCAAUUCAGCUGUGUGAAAAACAGUAUACACAGAACCAUGUUUCGAAGAACAAACGCAGUCUUCAACCCUCAAGAACCCAAGUUCUACAGCGCAUCGAUUACGGUUGGGGUAACACGACUUUAAUACCUAUAGAUGGGAAAAAUACCUUAUCAGACAACUCAACCUACUCUAUCGAUAGGAUGUCCUGGUUAGGGCUCUCCAUGCAUUUAACAACGGCGUUCAAUACCGUUCUUAGUGAUGGCAGGGCCCCGCCUGGUGUCGUCUUCGCCACGGUUCUCUACAACAGUGCCAACAUCACCGAAUCAUUCAGGGGAAUGGCCACUAGCAUGACCGACAAUAUGCGCUUAGGCGUUGGACAAACUAAAGUUGACGGAAGAGCUUAUCAAACUGAGACGUUCAUUCAUGUCCGUUGGCUGUGGGCUAUUCUUCCCAUAGUAACCGUCAUCUUGUCCAUCUCUCUCUUCAUGGCUACAGCGAUUGUUAGUCGGGGUCAACCCGUGCUAUGGAAAUCGUCCGUUUUCCCACUCCUCAUGGGGCUGUUGCAGAUUGCUCCAGAACAUGAAAUCGCCAACGUCCGGCAUUUAGGCCAGAUACAGUCUAUGUCGAAGGAAAUCAAGAUUGUUGUAGAAGGAGAGGAUAAUGGUCCCCUUUUGUUCUCCGAGCGAUAA